Molecule: messenger RNA, 3368 nt
Organism: Formica exsecta
Lineage: Eukaryota; Metazoa; Arthropoda; Insecta; Hymenoptera; Formicidae
Product: collagen alpha-1(IX) chain-like
Exons: 19
Coding region: 473-3121 (882 amino acids)
Source: RefSeq, a predicted model, not a curated record
UGUUUCAUGCGCCUUUGAUGCAUCGACUCGAUAAUUGUGUAACUGUCUCUUCUCUCCCUUUGUGUCUCAUAAGAUCGGGCUCUCCUACUUGAGAGGGUCUUUCCGCGUGGUGGAGGGGUCUAGUCCGGCGAUCUUAUCAGUUAGUAUACGACUGUUGCGUGCGUCGCGUUACAUGUUACAUCCUGUAUCCCGAGUACAAUUCAACUUUGCGGGACCACGUGGCGAAAGUUAACGCGUCAUAACGUGUCACGUUCGGAAAGAAAGCGAAGAAACGGUUGAAUGUUACUGAAUGUGAACUUGCUGAAUGUUGCAUAUUGAAAAUUGAAACCAACAGCCAACAGCGAUAUAUGAGCGGAAGUUCUCCCCCUCCCCAUCAAGAUUUUACCGCUACCACAACUCGAACUGUGUCGAACACGAGAUAUCCACAGGACGACGAGAUCACGCGGCAACACUAUUUAUUCGAUCGCGACAAAUGUAUUUGCAAAUAUGGAUAUUUAUGGUAGCGCACAUAAUCUAUGCCCAACACGUUGUGAGAGAAAGCAUUAUCAAACGUGGUCUAUGCAACGGUUACAAGCUCGGCGAAGACGAUCUACAGACCUUCGACUUCAUCAGCAAGUUGCAAUUGGAUCUGUUGAAUGCGCGUUACAGCGGCAUGACGAAAGUGCGAGGCAGCAAUCGCAUACAGACGGCAUAUCGGCUAGAGAAAGACACUGACGUCACCCUUCCAACAAAGGAUAUUAUACCUACUGGACUUCCAGAGGAAUUCUCGUUGGUGUACACGUUGAGAGCUAGAAAGUCACCAAAAUAUGCUUGGCAUAUCAUUAAAAUCGUGGACGCGAGAGGUGACGCUCAAUUUCUCAUCACGAUGAGUCCCAGGAAACAGACGCUAGAUUUUUCAUUGAUUGAUCACGAAGGAAAAUUGCAGACGGUCUCUUUCCCGAAUGAUCGCAUAUUCGACAAGGGUUGGCACAAAAUAAAUUUCGGAGUGUUCAAGGAUAAAUUAGUGCUUAAAGUUGAUUGCGAACAUAUUGGUACAGAAGAAUUAAGACCGCGCAGAUCAAGUAAAGUCGAUGGAGACAUGUCGAUAGCCAAAAUGAAGAAUAGUAAAGUCACUGUACCGAUCGACAUACAAUGGAUGAGCCUAAACUGCGAUCCUACGAGACUAGAGAGAGAAACGUGCGAGGAGCUACCAAAAAACUUAGCCGCCUCGCUUCAAAUGAAACCUGCUUGCGAAAAAAUCUGCCUGCAAGGAUUCAACAGUACAAAUGGAUCCCCCGAUUUACGCGGCCCGCCCGGAGUACCGGGACCAAUUGGUAUACCCGGGCAACGUGGGCUGCCGGGAGAACAAGGAAGAACAGGAGCCCCUGGUAAUACUGGCGCCAGAGGUUUCCCAGGAUUACAGGGUCCCAAAGGAUCGAUCGGACCUGCGGGAUCACCGGGAUUACCAGGUUUACCGGGACAAAAAGGUGAUCGUGGUGAAAGAGGUGAUAUGGGAUUUCCGGGUUUGAAAGGAGAUCAAGGUCCUCGAGGAUUUCCGGGCCCACCAGGGAAUAGCAACUCGUCACGCUUGAUGGGUCCCCCUGGCGAGAAAGGAGCUAAAGGUGAACGGGGAAACGAUGGUGCUCAAGGACAACCGAGUGAAAAAGGCGAACGUGGAGACAGGGGAUUAGACGGAAUUCGCGGUCAUGACGGCACACCAGGUCCUCCCGGUCCUCCGGGACUUCCCGGUUCCCCUGGACCCGCAGGAAAUAUCGUAUUUACGGAUGCUCCUGGUAUUCCAGGACCAACAGGUCCUCGUGGCGUAACAGGUCUGCCGGGGCCACUAGGUCCUCCAGGAUUGCCAGGAUUAUCAGGGCCUCCUGGACCGCCAGGCCAAAGAGGUCCGAAGGGUGAUACCGGAGAACGUGGUCGAGAUGGCAUACCGGGACUGACGAAUAAUAACGUAAUACCUGGGUCACCUGGUCCUGAAGGACGUGCUGGUCCUCCUGGCGAAGAUGGUCUUCCCGGUGAGAAAGGAGAAGUUGGACCAAUAGGUCCUCCAGGAUUACCCGGAGAAAUAGGAAAAGAUGGAAUUCCAGGAUUACCGGGACCGCAGGGACCACCAGGCUUACGCGGGGAACCGGGCUCUCCAGGAUCGCGAGGUUUAGAAGGGGUUGCAGGAAAAUCAGGGCCGCCAGGACUCGAUGGAAAACCAGGUCAAAAAGGCAAAGAAGGUGAACAAGGACCUGUCGGACCUCGUGGGCUACCAGGAAGUUCGGGUUCAACGGGCCUGCCGGGUACACCAGGCGUACCAGGAUUGGAAGGAAGGCCCGGUCUAUCCGGGCCACCAGGACCGCCAGGACCGCCAGGUUCGCUAGGGCCUCCAGGAUCUCCUGGUUUUCCAACUUCAAACAGUAACUUCGAUAGGAUUGAUAAUCUCGAUCUUGAAGGACCCAGAGGCCCAAUAGGCUCUCCAGGAAUACCAGGUGAAAGAGGAGCCCCUGGAGAACGAGGAUCAGAGGGUCAAAUAGGACCGCCCGGAAUACCCGGCAAGGACGGAGCACCUGGAUUGCAAGGAUUACCCGGAAAUAGAGGUCAAACGGGAUUACCAGGACUUCAGGGCCUGCCGGGCCACAAUAUCAACGAAGCGGAAAUUCGUGAUAUUUGCGCCAGCGUGUUAAGAGAACAGAUGACCGAAAUGGCAGCACUCAUGCAAGGCCCACCCGGUCCGCCCGGUCGAAGUCGUCCGGGCCGUCUUGGAUCGCCUGGUCCCCAAGGUCGUCCAGGUGAUCCGGGCUCACCAGGUUUGCCGGGAGAACGUGGAUUCGUCGGUUUACCGGGUCCGCAAGGUCUCAUCGGACCACAGGGGCCACCAGGAGAACGCGGAGAAAAAGGGGACAGAGGUCUCGAGGGAAUCGGUUCAGAAGGUCCACCUGGUCCAAUAGGUCCCCCUGGAUCUCCUGGUAACGAUGGUGUUGGUUUACCUGGAAGACAGGGUGAUAAAGGCGAGCGAGGCAGACCAGGUGUUCCCGGUGUUGUCGGAGCGCCAGGAGCGCAAGGACCACCAGGAUUUUGCGAAUUUUGUAAUUAUCCUAGCAGUAAUUACCUGCAGUACAAUCGUGGUAAUGAAAAAGGUCCUUGAUCAACAAUAUUCUAUAGAAACUUAAAGAAUUUUUUAUGUAGCAGGAAAAGCGGAUAGUAAAGAUAAUUCGAUGUGUUUUCUGAUAUAUUAAGUAUAUUUAUAAUUUAAUAGUCAUUCUAACCUGUGUAAAUCUUUGCAGAGAUCCCUUAUAAAUCACUGCCAUGUAUAAAGAUUUUCUUUUAAUUACGACAAAAUAAUGUGAUUAAAGCAUCGAAUUCAAUGUAUUAUUUAAUAAAACUUAUUUUUG